GGUAAACACACAGAAGCUAUGCCAACGAUUUAGUCUCAUCUUAUGAUAAUAAUUGUUGCGAGUGUUACGAAAAAUUUGAACAAAAGUUAUAAACAUUUAAUAGCAAACCGUUAAAGAGAAGUACACGUAUAAAAUCGGAGCAAAUGUUAUAUUUAGUACUUUCCGUAUAAGGGAUGCAAAAAGUCUUGUGUUUGAGUAGAGAACUGAUAAUAAGCUAUAUUUGGAGACAAAGAAUAUUCUGUGCAGACAUGCGUUAACUUUAUUUUAAAAACUUUUCACACAAAGUGUUACACAUUUCUGAGUCCACUUUUGUUUUGCCGUAAAGUCCUGUCUCUCAUCUAAAUUCAUUAAAACAUAUCUUAAAGUCUUAAUAUAAAUCAAAUCAACUGAAAAAUGGGCGAAGGCGAAGGUUCAAAGAAGGCAAAGACCGGGUCUAAGAAGAGAGCGGCCCGAACCACAUCCAAUGUGUUUGCCAUGUUUACCCCCCAUCAGGUCCAGGAGUUUAAAGAGGCUUUCCAAAUGAUAGAUCAGGACAAGGAUGGCUUCAUCUCAAAGAAUGACAUCAGAGCCACUUUUGACUCACUCGGCCGUCUGUGCACUGACGCAGAGCUGGAGUCAAUGAUCCAGGAGGCCCCGGGUCCUAUCAAUUUCACAAUGUUUCUCACUGUGUUUAGCGAUAGGACUCAAGGUACGGAUGAGGAGGACGUGAUAUUGAAUGCAUUCGCUCAAUACGAUGAGGGAGAAGGCCUUUGCAGAGAAGAGACUUUAAGGCACGCUUUGGUCACUUGGGGUGAGAAGUUCAGCGAGUCUGAGGCCGAAAAGAUCUUAGCGGAGGCGCCGAUGGAUCGUAAGGGCAAUAUUGACAUCAAAAAGUUCGCUCAUAUUCUGACGCGAGGAGAAGAGGACGAGGGGACGGCUGCCUAAAGCACUGCCCAAACCUCCAUAAACUCAUUGGAGCCACAAUUCAAACGAGACAUUAAAGCAAACAUAACAUCUUUUUAGAGACUUUUCAAUUUUGUUGCACUUCUGAACAGAUUUGCGCUCCAAUUAACU
This is a messenger RNA of Medioppia subpectinata, 1053 nucleotides long. Lineage: Eukaryota; Metazoa; Arthropoda; Arachnida; Sarcoptiformes; Oppiidae. The record is from the annotation of a GenBank genome assembly.